Messenger RNA from Girardinichthys multiradiatus, 4202 nucleotides. It is a transcript of the gene tlr18, whose product is annotated as toll-like receptor 18. NCBI's taxonomy places the organism in Eukaryota, Metazoa, Chordata, Actinopteri, Cyprinodontiformes, Goodeidae. Gene Ontology annotation, cellular component: membrane. The record is from RefSeq and is a predicted model, not a curated record. Bases 143 to 2779 code for a protein of 878 amino acids. The transcript has 4 exons. Gene Ontology annotation, biological process: immune response; inflammatory response; toll-like receptor signaling pathway. Gene Ontology annotation, molecular function: protein binding; transmembrane signaling receptor activity.
AAAGGGAGAAGUAAAAAUUAAGUGAGCCGACAGAGUGGCUCCAGGCUAACGUUUCCAGAGUUGAGUCACUUUCUACCCAGUGCUUUACCACAGCACAUGUUAAAAACUGAAAGGGAAGAGUCAGGCUACCUGAUCAGUAAACAUGAUUUUGGAAUUAAUCAGUUUCAGUGGUCUCUUUCUUGGAGCUGUGUCAUCUCCAUCCUCACCAGCUCCAUCUUCACCUCCCACUGCCAGUUCUGUUGAAGAACGCUGUCGGAUGUACAAUUCUGGCCAGUCCGCAGACUGUCGUGGAAGACAGCUUGAUUUUGUUCCAUGGAGACAAUUUCCAGUUACUCUUGAGAGCAUAGAUCUUUCUUAUAAUGUGCUUCAUGCUAUCAGUGCUGCAGACUUCCAGAACCUCCCUCAGCUUCACACCCUUCUGCUGCAGUUCAACAACAUUUCACACAUUGAUAAUGAUGCCUUUAAAAACAACCCAUUACUGGAGCAUCUGAACAUUUUUAAUAACUCACUGCAGGAGAUUCCUGCAUCACCUCUGACAUCUGUACUGAAUCUAAAGUACCUCGAUAUGUCCAAUAACCUUUAUAAACAUGCAACUUUAGCAAACAGUUUCUCUAAAUUAGUCAGACUCAAGGCUCUGUCUAUGGGUGGCCCUUUGGUGAUGGGACUAAAGAAAAAGGAUUUUCAUUCCCUAAAGAACAUUGAAUUACAAGAUUUUGCUAUCAAGUGCUCCUCAAAUUUAAGUUACUAUGAGCCAGGAAGUUUAGAAGUCAUUCAGACAAAGCAGAUGCGAUUUGACAUGGCGAUAGAUCAACGACCAAAUGCUCUCCAUCAUAUACUACAUGAUCUCUCCAACAAGACGAUCAGCCUAAUUCAGUUUCGCAACCUCUUUGAAUUCACAUACUACAUGGGCGAGGAAGAUAUUUUCCUGAAUUUAAAAUACGUUAGAGCAUUUCAGCUCAUCUUUCACAGAGGCAAGUUUAAUGAAAAUCUCCUGAGGAUGGCUUUACUCAACUUACAAGUGACUCCUAUCAAAUGGCUUAGACUUCAGUACAUUGACUUUGCCCGUUCACCAACAUUUGUUGACAGUGGUGCAGGUUCUAGUAUAACCAACCUGGCACUAGACAACUUGGAUCUCUGGUAUAUCAGCAAUCCUGAUGUGCUGCGUUUUGACUGGCGCUUCACCUGGUUCAAGAAAAUAAAAGAGCUGUCUAUUCAGUAUGUGUAUUUCAACAGCGUUCCUUGUGACUCCUGGACUGAGAUGGAAGGUGUGGAGUUGUUGGAUGUCUCUAACAAUCGAAUAAACGAUUACAUUUUAUACAACAAGAGGUGUAAUUACAGGGACACCAUGCCAAAUCUACAAACCCUCAACCUGAGCACCAAUGACUUGACCAGUUUAGAAGACGUAUCAUCUCUAACAAAGGAGUUUAGGAAGCUGCAGGUGCUGGAUCUUAGCAACAACAAACUGGGAUCUACAAAAGAAAGGCCAAACUGUGUUUGGACACAAAAUAUAACUCAUCUAAUUGCUCCCCACAAUCGGUUUGCGAGCGAAGCAUUUAACUGUCUACCUACCACGGUGUAUUACUUGGAUCUGUCCAACUGCAACCUGGACCAACUAGACAUCACUUACUUUAAGAAAGCCACAAAUCUGAAAAAUCUCUUACUGAGUGGGAAUAAAAUUAAGUUCAUCCCAUCAAAGUGGGAGAGUCAAUCUAUUCAGUUGUUAGCUAUGGAUGGAAAUUCGUUUGGUUUGAUUAGCAAGGCAUCUUUCCAACAUAUGCCUCAAUUGUCUCAGCUCAGAGCAGGAAACAAUCCUUACCAUUGUACUUGUGAGCUUCACACCUUUGUCCAGGACACCAUAGCAAGAGGAAAGGUUAAUCUCACUGACUGGCCCUGGAACUACCGAUGCUAUCACCCAGAGUCCUUCCUCAACACCUUCAUAUCCAAAUACUUUCCUGGUCAAAUAGCAUGUGACAUCAGACUUGUUAUAAUCAUCUCUGUUGCAACCACUGCCACAGUGAUCUUGAUAUUUGUUCUAAUUUGCUAUAUUUUUGACCUCCCGUGGUACACUAAAGCCACGUAUCAGAUUAUACGGGCCAAAUACAGAGCUCACAAGGAAAAUCUAGCUGGGGACAUUGAGAACUUCAAAUAUCAUGCCUUCAUAUCCUACAGCCACUCAGAUGCUGAAUGGGUUAGAGACCAUCUCUUACCCUGUUUGGAAAACAACAAGAACCCCUAUCGUCUGUGUAUUCAUGAGCGGGACUUUAUGCCAGGAAGAUGGAUCAUUGACAACAUCAUUGAGAACAUUGAAUGCAGUCGUAAGGUUAUCUUUGUCCUGUCUCUACACUUUGUGAACAGUGAAUGGUGCAACUACGAACUGUACUUUGCUCAGCAGAGAGCAAUGGGUAAGACCUUCAGUGACAUCAUCCUGGUGUUGAAGGAGCCCAUUGAUCCAAACUCCUUGCCCAGCAAGUACUGCAAGCUCAAAAAGAUGCUGAGUACCAAAACAUACCUGGAGUGGCCCCAACAGGUGAACCAGCAGCCCUUCUUCUGGGCUCAGCUGAGGAGUGUUCUGGGUAAACCUAUAAUGACCCGUGAGGUGGCUAACAGCAAUAGGAGUAGAAUCUCAUCUGGAGGAGUUUCUGUGAUUGGGCCCCUUGUUGAAGAAAGCAUCCCAGAAGUAGGCAUACCUAAUGAAGACCCCUUAGAGAAAAUUCACAAUGAAAUUAUUCACAAAAAUGAUAUUGAACUAGAAGACCAAAUAAAUACAGAGGCAUGUUGAUAAAAAAAAUCAAAAUAAGCCGACUAUCCACAUUCCCAUAAUAUCUUUUUCAAAAAGACUUAUAAGUCUGGCUAAUGCCAAGUAGGUGGCAAGAGCCAUAGUCUACUGACCUUUAUCUGAUGACAGAUUAGAAUAAAAGAAAACCUUGAGGGUAAAGGUAAUAUGCUCUUUCUGCUUUACCUUUAAUUAUCUCAGACUUUUUCUCUGCUGACAGACCAUGAAAGGUCACUUCAAAUUAGAUCUUCCAUGUUCAUGCUGGUGAAUAAAGAAGGUCCCAGUUAACUGUACUUCUUUGGUUGACAGAAGUAUGAGAUCAUGAUUCUUAUAAAGUGGAUUUAUUUCUGAAUUGGCCCUAAAAUUAAUGUGAUGAACAAACAAUAAGAUAUGCUCCCAACAUCUUGGUGCCAGAUACAACAGCCUACCUUUAGGGGUCUAGUGCAGUCCAUGCCUUGAUGGGCAAGGCUGUUUUUUUUUUUUAUGGAUUUGAUUGCAGUGUUGGUUAAGAGUUUUCAAUAGGCAGAUAAGCAGGCUUUGUUUUAGCUACCAUUAUUUUCUUAUUUUAUUAACUAGACACUGUCAAAAUAAACAUUUGUGAAUUUCCUUUUCUUUGAAACAACGAAAAUGUGAUGUUAUCGAACACUUGCUGUACAAACAAUUUGUUUCACUUUUUUUCUUGAAAUUCUUGCACCUCAUCCAGAAAAACCUCUAGUGUUAAGGGGCUGGAUUUUGCAUUGCAAUUAUUUAAUAUGCAUUCACUGAAAGAUAUUGAAAGUUUUGUGGAAUAGCAAUGUAUAAAAUCUAAUUUAGUGAGAUGUAAAAUGUUGUAGGAUGUCUGAAAGCCCUAACUAGUCAGGGCUAAUCCAGCCGCUCAGAAAAGACAUACAACAUUUAGGCUGAAAAGUUUUCUAGGAGUCAUCAAGUGAGAGGCCGGACAAACCCUGGGUAGCUAAACAGUCCAUUACAGGGCCCCCACAAAGACACCAAACCUAAGGUCAUAAAUUACCCAACAGCCAUGUUAGUGGACUGAGGCAGAAGACUAGAGCAUCAAUAUCAUGCAUACAGAGAAUGAACCUGCAAACCUGUUUACCACUGUCCAACCAUGGCACCCAGUAUCACAGGAAAUAUAAGAAUCAAGACAAAAUAAAAGAGCAUAACCUAGUCUCCUGUUUUAAGCACUGAACAGAUCUAUAGUUAACAUUUGUUGUUUUUGUAAACUUUUAUAUAAAUAAACAAGAAUUUUAAUUGUUGCAAGCCACUGUUUUCAUAUUUUGAUCUACAGCUGCUUUUCAAUUUCUCAAUUUUCUGAGAUAAGCUUCAACCGGAUCCAUGAUGAUGGACUUUGUACAUAUAGGUUUUGUAAUUUUCCUGACGUAUGUGUUGAUGCUCAUUUUUCUUUGUGCUUGACAUUGCAAAGACAAUUUAU